GGCGGGUGGCGGGGCAGCCAGCCUCGCCGUCCGUUUCGCGCCGCCGGCCCACGCCGCAGUGUGUGUUGUGGACGGCACCUUCUCAGACAGCCCAGUAGAGCCCAGCUCGGCGCCCGGCAGCCUUCGACGCGAUGUUCCGCCGGAGCUUUAACCGUUUUUGUGCUGGAGAAGAGAAACGAGUUGGUACACGCACAGUAUUUGUUGGCAAUCAUCCAGUUUCAGAAACAGAAGCAUACAUUGCACAAAAAUUUUGUGAUAAUAGAAUAGUCUCAUCUAAGUAUACACUUUGGAAUUUCCUCCCAAAGAAUCUGUUUGAACAGUUUAGAAGAAUUGCAAAUUUUUAUUUUCUCAUCAUUUUCCUUGUACAGGUCACAGUAGACACACCAACUAGCCCAGUUACCAGUGGACUUCCACUUUUCUUUGUUAUAACUGUUACAGCCAUCAAACAGGGAUAUGAGGAUUGGCUGAGGCACAGAGCUGACAAUGAAGUCAACAAGAGCACUGUUUACAUUAUUGAAAAUGCAAAGCGAGUGAGAAAAGAGAGUGAAAAAAUCAAGGUCGGUGAUGUAGUAGAAGUACAGGCAGAUGAAACCUUUCCCUGUGAUCUUAUUCUUCUAUCAUCCUGCACAAUUGAUGGAACCUGUUAUGUUACUACUGCAAGUCUUGAUGGGGAAUCCAAUUGCAAGACACAUUAUGCGGUACGUGACACCAUUGAACUGUGUACAGCCGAAUCCAUUGAUACCCUCAGAGCAGCAAUUGAAUGUGAACAGCCUCAACCUGACCUCUACAAGUUUGUUGGCCGAAUCAGUAUCUAUAGUAAUAGUCUUGAAGCUGUUGCCAGGUCUUUGGGACCUGAAAAUCUCUUGUUGAAAGGAGCUACACUAAAAAAUACCAAGAAGAUAUAUGGAGUUGCUGUUUACACUGGAAUGGAAACCAAAAUGGCAUUGAACUACCAAGGGAAAUCUCAGAAACGUUCUGCUGUUGAAAAAUCCAUUAAUGCCUUCCUGAUUGUGUAUUUAUUUAUCUUACUGACCAAAGCUGCAGUAUGCACUACUCUAAAGUAUGUUUGGCAAAGUACCCCAUAUAACGAUGAACCUUGGUAUAACCAAAAGACCCAGAAAGAGCGGGAGACUUUGAAGGUUUUGAAAAUGUUUACCGACUUCCUGUCAUUUAUGGUUCUGUUCAACUUUAUCAUUCCUGUCUCCAUGUAUGUCACAGUAGAAAUGCAAAAAUUCUUGGGCUCCUUCUUCAUUUCAUGGGAUAAGGACUUUUAUGAUGAAGAAAUCAAUGAAGGAGCCCUGGUUAACACAUCAGACCUUAAUGAAGAACUUGGUCAGGUGGAUUAUGUAUUUACUGAUAAGACUGGAACACUCACUGAAAAUAGCAUGGAAUUCAUUGAAUGCUGCAUAGAUGGGCAUAAGUAUAAAGGUGUAACUCAGGAGGCUGAUGGACUCUCUCAAACUGAUGGACCCUUACCGUAUUUUGACAAAGCAGAUAAGAAUCGAGAAGAGCUCUUUCUGCGUGCCUUGUGUUUAUGUCAUACUGUAGAAAUUAAAACAAAUGAUGCUGUUGAUGGAGUUACAGAAUCAGCUGAAUUAACCUAUAUGUCCUCUUCACCAGAUGAAAUAGCUUUGGUCAAAGGAGCUAAAAGGUAUGGGUUCACGUUUGUAGGAAUGCGGAAUGGUCAUAUGAGAGUAGAGAACCAAAGAAAAGAAAUAGAAGAGUAUGAACUUCUUCACACUUUAAACUUCGAUUCUGUCCGCCGUCGUAUGAGUGUGGUUGUGAAAACUCAAUCAGGAGACAUACUUCUCUUUUGUAAAGGAGCCGACUCAGCAGUUUUCCCCAGGGUGCAAAAUCAUGAAAUUGAGUUAACUAAAGUCCAUGUGGAACGUAACGCAAUGGAUGGGUAUCGUACACUUUGUGUAGCCUUCAAAGAAAUUGCUCCAGAUGAUUAUGAAAGAAUUAACAGACAGCUCGUAGAGGCAAAAAUGGCCUUACAAGACAGAGAAGAAAAAAUGGAAAAGGUUUUUGAUGAGAUUGAGACAAACAUGAAUUUAAUUGGAGCCACUGCAGUGGAAGACAAGCUACAAGAUCAAGCCGCUGAGACCAUUGAAGCCCUGCACGCAGCAGGUCUGAAAGUCUGGGUGCUUACUGGGGACAAGAUGGAGACAGCCAAAUCUACCUGCUAUGCCUGCCGCCUUUUUCAAACCAGCACCGAGCUCUUGGAGCUGACCACCAAAACCAUCCAAGAAAGCGAACGGAAAGAAGAUCGAUUACAUGAGUUGUUGAUUGAAUAUCGUAAAAAGUUGCUGCAUGAAUUUCCUAAAAGUACUAGAAGCCUUAAAAAAGCAUGGACAGAACAUCAGGAAUAUGGAUUAAUCAUUGAUGGCUCCACGUUGUCUCUCAUAUUAAAUUCUAGUCAAGACUCUGGUUCUAACAAUUACAAAAGCAUUUUCCUACAAAUUUGUAUGAAGUGCACUGCAGUGCUCUGCUGUCGGAUGGCACCGUUACAGAAAGCCCAGAUUGUGAGAAUGGUGAAGAAUUUAAAAGGCAGCCCAAUAACACUGUCGAUAGGUGAUGGUGCCAAUGAUGUUAGUAUGAUCUUGGAAUCCCAUGUGGGCAUAGGUAUCAAAGGCAAAGAAGGUCGCCAAGCAGCCAGAAAUAGUGAUUAUUCUGUCCCAAAGUUUAAACAUUUAAAGAAACUGCUGUUGGCUCACGGACACCUAUAUUAUGUGAGAAUAGCACACCUUGUACAGUAUUUCUUCUAUAAGAACCUUUGUUUCAUUUUGCCACAAUUUUUGUACCAGUUCUUCUGUGGAUUCUCACAACAGCCACUGUAUGAUGCCGCUUACCUUACAAUGUACAAUAUCUGCUUCACAUCCUUGCCCAUCCUGGCCUACAGUCUACUGGAACAGCACAUCAACAUUGACACUCUGACCUCAGAUCCCCGAUUAUAUAUGAAAAUUUCUGGAAAUGCCAUGCUACAGUUGGGCCCCUUCUUAUAUUGGACAUUUCUGGCUGCAUUUGAAGGAACAGUGUUCUUCUUUGGGACUUAUUUUCUUUUUCAGACUUCAUCCUUAGAAGAAAAUGCAAAGGUAUAUGGAAACUGGACUUUUGGAACCAUUGUUUUUACAGUCUUAGUAUUCACCGUAACUCUGAAGCUCGCCUUGGAUACUCGUUUCUGGACAUGGAUAAACCACUUUGUGAUUUGGGGUUCUUUAGCGUUUUAUGUAUUUUUCUCAUUCUUCUGGGGAGGAAUUAUAUGGCCUUUUCUCAAACAACAGAGAAUGUAUUUUGUAUUUGCUCAAAUGCUGUCUUCUGUAUCCACAUGGUUGGCCAUAGUUCUUCUAAUAUUUAUCAGCCUUUUCCCUGAGAUUCUCCUGAUAGUAUUAAAGAAUGUAAGAAGAAGAAGUGCCAGGAGAAAUCUGAGCUGUAAAAAGGCAUCUGACUCAUUAUCCACCAGACCUUCAGUCAGACCUCUUCUUUUACGAACAUUCUCAGACGAAUCUAAUAUAUUGUAACAGAAUCCGAAUCUUGAACUGCCUAUGUUAUUGUCCUACAAGCAUAUUGACAGUGGUUACAGCUAAAAGAAAGCAUGAAGAAGCAACUACAAAAAGUUAUCAUCUCAGGAUACUUGAUAUGCAACAAACUAAACCACUAUCUUAUGUCUAAGGUUCAGAGUAAAUGUCCACUAAGAUACCAAAUGACUCUUUUAAGCAUUUACAGUUAUUGUAAGUAGCCGUUAUGGCCAAAGCUCUAAGUUAUGAAUUAUAUGAAGGUUGAAAGCAAGAAUAUUUAGAAUUUCUGGCUUUAGAUAGAAUAAAAUAACUACCAAAUGGGUGCUCUUUUAACCCAUGAACUCUGAAUGGAUUUAAAUACAAUAGUAUAAAGUAGAAGUCAUGCAAUGGGAAUGAAUAGAUUUUGCUAAUAUUACUUUUUUUGCCUGGCAGAAGAAAUAGGCAAUUUAGAUCACAUUUCUUGUUCCUGCUGAAUGAUAAUGUUAAAUUAUUUUUUUCAACAUGUGAAAGGAAUACUUGAAAAUAUAAGAGGACUAAAUCAGUGCAUCAGAUAGUAGUUAAUCCUUUCUGUUCACCCACAUGCUAAUUUUGUCUUGAUAGAAUAUCCUUGCCAAAAAAUAACUUGAAAGGUGGAAAGAAUGUUAACCCUGGGUAUUUUUGCAAAAAUCAAAAGAAAUUAUUUAUUUUUGUUCUUCUGGAUUACACUUAAUGAGUGUAAGGCUACUGGAUUUGAAAAGAAAGCAUUUCCAAUCAGGAGCUCCUCAAAAUAGUUAAGAUAUAAUAGAUUUUUCCAAUAUUAGUUUUACUGGGAUCUGAGGCAAGAUGGGCAGAACCACAGUUACAUAAAAAUAAAGGCCAUUCUGAACAUCAGUCUUUUAUCAUUUUUCUGUGGAGAGGAAGGAAGAAUAGCUUAAUUUCAAACUGUUAAUGGUUUUUAUUUGAAAGAGGUUGCAUCUGUGCAUAUAUGCAGCACUUUUUUUUUUUUUAACUUGCCGAUUUGGGAGGAGGAAGGGUCCCUGGCACAACUCUGAACAUGAAUGUUGUCUCUCUCAGCAAACUUGGCUAGAGUAAUGGUCUAACUCUAAACCACGAGAUUCACCUUGGUAAAGUCCUUGACUUACUGGACUAGAGGGAGGUUUUAACCUCCUAAGGAGUUCACCUAAAACAUAUAAAUGUGGUGUGUCUUUAUUAAAUGUUAAAAUUAAACACACGCUUUUUUUGGGUAUAAGUGACUACAUUUGACUACUAGAUUGAAAUGGUCUUUUAAAAGGUAUCUUCUUACCAGUUUCCAUUCUUGGUUGUCUUCCUGGCAUGCCUGUACUAUUAGUGUUUCUAUUGUACCUUGAUUUGGAGAAGUAAGUAUUAGAUUCAAUCUAUACCAGUGUAUUUAUAAAGUCCAUAUGGCACAUUUGAUUCUUCCAUUUAUAUUUUGUGUUAAUGUUUAGGUGUAAUUUUUCUUAAAUUUUAGAAAGGACAUAAUUUCAGUUGUCAGAAACCAUUCCAUCAUUACUGACCCUUUUUCAUUAUUUCAUUUGUUCUCAUAUAUCAGUAUUAUUUUUGAGUAUUUUGUUAGGUGGCGUCACACCUUCCUAAGUGUGCUGUGUUCCAGUAGCCUAGUAUUUGGGGCAGUCUGCUGAAAACCAAGUCAAUAUAUUCUUUACCUAUUCCAAAGAGCUAAAAAAUCAGACCCAGGAAAGUUUUCGAUGUUUUGUUGUUGUUCUUGUUUUUAUAGUUGUUGCUGUAUUGUUAUUGUUGUUUUACAUAAGAAUUAUAAGGACUGUGAAUACAAAGAGCCGACCUUAAUUAGAGAGGCUUGUUUAAUGCAGACCAUGGAGAUUUGACAUGAUCAGAAUAUCUAGGGUAGUGGAAAUAUAACUGGUGGCAUGUGAAAUUCCUUGCAUCCUGGAAGAAAGACAAGGGGGAUUUAGAGUUGUGUCUAAUAAGCUACACAUUACACUGCAGCUCAGAUUCAUGAUGGCAGUGAUGUGUAAUAUCAUGGCCUAGAUCCUUGGGAGAGGGACCUGACUUUAUUUUUUGAAAGAUAUUUUAUUAGUGAGCAAAACAAUUGGUUAGCGUGGGGUUAGCAGAUGGAAUAACUUGAAGUAAGCCAUCCAGUAUUCCUAUCACUACAAUCUAACCACCUUAUUUUGUGUCAGAGAAGGGGGUAAAAUGUAAUAAUAGGAUCAUAUACCCAUUAUUUGAAUAAUUUCGAACUACAAAACGUCCUUGUAGUUUUCACAGCUGUCCUCCACUGUUUGAGGAUGUUACCUACGAAACUGAAAACAUAAAUUCCAUAUCUACCACAUUUACACCAGCAACAGUAUAAAAUACAAGCCUAAAUUUGCAAAAUCCAUAAUAAUUUAGUGAUGGAAUUUUUUUAAUAACAUGCAGUAUAUAAAUGUAGAUUUUAUGCAAGUGUUGACAAAAUCAUUUUUCAGCUUGCAAAAUGGGACUGCAAUAUUACAUUUUUCACUUCAGCAAUUUUUUACAUCGUUUUUGCUUUCUAUAAUGAAUGUGAAUGCCAUCUUUUAUGAAUGCAACUUGCCUUUUUCAUUACAGAAAUUUUGUUUGAUGUAAUCAAUAAACUUUGGUAUGA
Aethalodelphis obliquidens (Pacific white-sided dolphin) is the source of this 6114-nucleotide messenger RNA. It is a transcript of the gene ATP11C, whose product is annotated as ATPase phospholipid transporting 11C (ATP11C blood group). Bases 132 to 3521 code for a protein of 1129 amino acids. NCBI's taxonomy places the organism in Eukaryota, Metazoa, Chordata, Mammalia, Artiodactyla, Delphinidae. Gene Ontology annotation, molecular function: ATP binding; magnesium ion binding; ATPase-coupled intramembrane lipid carrier activity. Gene Ontology annotation, biological process: phospholipid translocation. The transcript has 30 exons. The record is from RefSeq and is a predicted model, not a curated record. Gene Ontology annotation, cellular component: plasma membrane; endoplasmic reticulum; recycling endosome.